This is a messenger RNA of Striga hermonthica, 912 nucleotides long. The record is from the annotation of a GenBank genome assembly. NCBI's taxonomy places the organism in Eukaryota, Viridiplantae, Streptophyta, Magnoliopsida, Lamiales, Orobanchaceae.
AUGGAGGCGCUUUACAGAAAGCUCUAUGAAAAAUACACAAGACUCGAGAAUGAUAAAGAAUCUCAGUUUGACAAGCUGAACCAUGAUCAAGAAGUGAAGUUCUUGAGUUUUGAAGCUGCUGCUGAUGAAAUGAUACAGUACUUGAAAAGUGAGAAUGACAAGCUGAAUGGACAAGUUGACCAAUUGAAAAGUGAUGUGGCUUCAAUCAGAACUUCAAGCGAGGAAAAACAUAGCCAGGACCAGAAGCUUUUGAUUGAACAGAACCAGAAGAUAAAGGAACUCUCCGAAGAAAUUGCAAGCCUUCAAAAGCUUGAACAUACUCAAUGCUCCCAAUGUACCAUCCCUGAAGAAAUUGGACAUGGGCAGGAGGCUUUACAUUAUGACUCUCCAUCUGAAGGAAUGAGCCGUAAUUCAGAUAGAAACCUAUUGAAAAAACGUAAGUCUGUGCUUGCUUGUGGAGUUACCGCCAGUCCUCCAGUCACUAUGAAGUUUGACCAUAUGGAAGAUCAACAUGUGCUUGGGAAAGUCGAUAACCCUCCAAUCCCCCUGCAUUUAUCUAAGCCUAUCUGUUGUGGAGAAAAGAUUUUAAGCAAACAUGGUGAUGCUACAGACACUAGCUCGGUUAACUGCCUGUAUUGGAAUCUUGUAGAGUUUGUGAUUGGCAUGAAAGUCUCCCCUAUUACUCAAAGUAGUGAUGAACUGUCUGUGUUGGCCCGUCAUCCAUCCACUGGCUAUUCCUUCAGCCUGACUUGGAUAAAAAAUUCACGAGGAGAAGUAGAAUUGCUGUACAAUGUGCUGUCGUUGGGGACAAUCGAGAGAGUCGCACACGAGUGGAUGAAGGAGAAAAUCAUCUUCAGCACAAGCAUGUGCCAUCUCUUUUUCGAGAGGGUUUCUCGUGUUAUUGACCAUUGA